This is a messenger RNA of Acaulospora colombiana, 702 nucleotides long. The record is from the annotation of a GenBank genome assembly. NCBI's taxonomy places the organism in Eukaryota, Fungi, Glomeromycota, Glomeromycetes, Diversisporales, Acaulosporaceae.
AUGAAGUCACGUGUCGCAGCAACCGGUGGCGAUCCAAUGGAUCCCGAGACGAUCAUGGAAAAACUAAUGAAUCCGGAAUCGUCAAAGCCCCAAUCCUCUCAGUUCGACAUACAUACGAAAUGGUCUCUAAAUGAUAUGUUUUGCCUAAACGUCACAACGCCUCCCCCGGGAACGGUGCUAGCUCCUUAUUCUCGAGUAUACGUCCGGUGGUCAAAGACCAAGGAUUGCGAUUGCAAUAUUCCUCUAACAAAUUUCACGAUUACCCUCUAUAACAAUCCAAAAGCAUCGGGAAAUUUUAAUAAGCCGAAAGUUAAAACAGACUACGCAAAUCAAGUUGCCGUGGACGUACAAAAGUGGGUUUACGUUUGGGAUGUGCCAUUGAUUCCCCAUGGCACUGUAAAACACAUGUCCAUGUUUUACUUAAGAGUUGAGACGGAAGGCAUGGUGAAUAGCGGAAUGUACACCGUAUUUGGUAUGACAGGCCCGUUAACACUUUUGUCGCAUCCAGAUAAGGUGAAUAAAACAUUGUUUGCCGAGGUUGCGACGGGAGAUGAUGAUAAGAAUAAAACAGUAGUGUCUACACCCGUUGAUCAUGAAAAAUCGACGGCGAAUGGUCUAAUUUUGGCCGCACAUGUUAUCACGCUGGAAAAUGUGCUGGUUAAUGUGGUAAUAAGUUUUUUGGUACUUGCAACUAAUUUAUGA